Pezoporus flaviventris is the source of this 2721-nucleotide messenger RNA. It is a transcript of the gene BICDL1, whose product is annotated as BICD family like cargo adaptor 1. Gene Ontology annotation, biological process: vesicle transport along microtubule; Golgi to secretory granule transport. The transcript is spliced from 10 exons. The record is from RefSeq and is a predicted model, not a curated record. NCBI's taxonomy places the organism in Eukaryota, Metazoa, Chordata, Aves, Psittaciformes, Psittacidae. Bases 16 to 1839 code for a protein of 607 amino acids.
GCGGCGCGCAGGGCCAUGUCGGCGCCGUGCCUGCGCCUGCCCGCCGCCGGGUCAGCACCGGCGGAGGCGGACAGCGCCGGCGGCAUGGAGCCGCCCGCCGCCGCCGGGGCCGGGGCCGCCACCCUGGAGCUGGCCCUGGAGGAGGAGCUGGCGCUGCUGGCCGCCGCCGGGGAGCCGCCGGAGCCGCCGCCAGCCGCCGCUGCCCGCGACCCCGAGCUGCUCUCGCUGAUCCGGCAGAAGGAGAAGGACCUGGUGCUGGCGGCGCGGCUGGGCAAAGCGCUGCUGGAGCGCAACCAGGACAUGAGCCGCCAGUACGAGAGGAUGCACAAGGAGCUCACCGACAAGCUGGAGCACCUAGAACAAGAGAAACAUGAACUGAGGAGGCGAUUUGAGAACAGAGAAGGAGAAUGGGAAGGAAGGGUGUCUGAACUGGAAAGCGAUGUGAAGCAGCUGCAGGAUGAGCUGGAGAGGCAGCAGGUUCACCUGCGGGAAGCUGACCGUGAGAAGACACGGGCUGUCCAGGAACUCUCCGAACAGAACCAAAGACUCCUGGACCAGCUCAGCAGGGCGUCAGAGGUGGAGAGGCAGCUCUCCCUGCAGGUCCACACGCUCCGGGAGGACUUUCGGGAGAAGAACUCCUCCAGCAGUCAGCACAUCGUGCGGCUCGAAAGCCUCCAAGCCGAGGUGAGUGACCUGCACUCCAUGCUGACGGACAGGAAGCGGGAGCUGGAGCAUCGCCUUAGUGCCAUGAUGGAGGAGAAUGACCUGCUCCAGGGAACCGUGGAGGAGCUGCAGGACCGAGUCCUCAUCCUGGAGAGACAAAGCCAUGACAAGGACCUGCAGCUGCACCAAAGCCAGCUGGAGCUCCAGGAGGUGCGUCUGUCCUACCGGCAGCUGCAGGGCAAGGUAGAAGAGCUCAGUGAGGAGAGAAGUCUCCAAAACUUCAACACAACCAGCACAUCCCUGCUGUCUGAGAUAGAGCAGAGCAUGGAGGCAGAGGAGCUGGAACAAGAACGAGAACAGCUGAGGCUGCAGCUCUGGGAAGCAUAUUGCCAAGUGCGGUAUCUUUGCUCCCAUCUCAGAGGAAACGACAGUGCAGACUCAGCAGUCUCUACAGACUCCUCCAUGGAUGAGUCUUCAGAAACAUCAUCAGCCAAAGAUGUUCCAGCCGGCAGCCUACGGGCAGCGCUCAGCGAGCUGAAAAGACUGAUACAAAAUGUGCUGGAUGGGGCAGACUCCACGAGCUCUCGACGAAGCGACGAUGAUGCCUUAGAGGAACAGAUCAGGAGAACAAGCGAGGACUCGCGAGCCCUGAGGGAAUUAAUGGAGGGAGAACGGGGGAAACUGAGGCAGAGUUUGGAGGAACUGCAGCGACUGCACAGCCAGGUCACGCUACUGAGUGUAGAAAUGACGACACUGAAGGAGGAACGGGACCGGCUGCGAGGUGCUGCUGAAGACAAGGAGACAAGUGAAAGGCUCCUGCAGGCCAUCAGGGACCGGGAUGAGGCCAUUGCCAAGAAGAACGCGGUGGAGGUGGAGCUGGCCAAGUGCAAGAUCGACAUGAUGUCCCUCAACAGCCAGCUGCUGGAUGCCAUCCAACAGAAGGUGAACCUCUCGCAGCAGCUGGAGGCCUGGCAGGAUGACAUGCACAGGGUCAUUGACCAGCAGCUGAUGGACAAACACCCGAAGGAAUGGAGCCAGCUUGCUUAUUCCUUCUCCAGUGGCUCCGGCACAAAGCGGAGUGCCAAGCCCUCCCCCAUGUUCAGGCCAGAGCAGCAGGGGGACGAGCCCACUGCGGCAGAAGGGAACCGUCUCUUUUCCUUUUUCAAGAAAAAUUAAGUUGAAAAAGAGAAACCUCUCCAACGAUUCCUGCUUCCAGACGGGGAGUGGGGCAGCUGCCCAGCUUGCUGCUGGACCCAACUCUGAUCCACCAAGGAAAAAAGAAGGGGGCAAAGGAGUUAUCCCUUGAGACUCUGCACUAUUUACACCGCACCUGGUCUGAACCAAAUGUUUACAUGAAUUGGAGAUUAGCAAAUUGACAAUGUGAUACUAACAGAGAGACACUUUUCUUUAAGUGAAGUGAUAAACUUCAGGGUAUAUUGUAGGCGCUUUGACACGGUCCAGUUUCUGCUGUGAAGAAUAAUCUGAUUGUCUUAAAAGCAUUCUCAUGCUGGAGAAGGAAAUAAGCAGCCCCAAGACAAAGCAGCACAGGGGACUGAGAACUGCUGUGGCAGCGAGCACAGGGGGAAGAAGAGGGCUGAAUGCAAGAGGAGAGGGGAGUCACUUGUACCACCUUCUGGUCCUGGCAGCUGUGAUCUCCUUCAUCCAUUCCACCAAGACUGGAGUUGCUCUGGCCCCAGCAUUCCCAUGUUUUGACAAGUGUAGCUUUCUCCAUGGUGGAAGUUGAGUCCUCAUUGAAUACCCUGCCACCUCCCCUGCAGCUCUGCGUAGCUGUUCCCCACCUCACUGAGAAUUCAGGCUCCUCACAGAUCAGGGCAGUUGUAAGAUUGCUGAUGUUACUGUCUUUUCUAGCUCCUUCCUCUUACAGAGAUGAGAGUUGCAGUCUGUAGCUACACAGAAUGUUAAGGAUUUCUUCCCAGACUGACCAUCUACAGUGAAUUACAGACUGGAUAAAAGUUGUGGAUGCUCAGUCGUGGGGCACCUACUCUCCCUCCAAUGGCCAAAGUUAGCUGUGGAGCUUCAGCAAGUCACACACCUUUC